AUGGCAUCCUCCUCCGUCCCCGUCCCCUUCAGCGAGCCCCCAUACCUGCUCGGCCUGCCCAACCCAUACUACACCCCCGAGCUCAGGAAAUGGCAAAAAGCAUGUCGAGACUUCACCACCGAGCACCUCCACCAGUACGCAUUCGAAUGGGAGAAGGAAGAGACGGUGCCCGAACAUGUCUUCCAAACCUUCAUCAAGCACAACAUGCUCAUCCCAACACUACCUUCUCCAUUGCCUGUGAAGGAGCUGAAGGCCUGCGGGAUCCAUGAUAUACUUGGUGUAGUGAAGGUGGAGGACUUCACGUACUUUCACACGUUGAUCUAUAACGACGAGAUGGCGCGGUCGGGGCUGAGUGGGCCGUCGGGGAGCUUGACGACGGGGAUGGCGUUUGGUGUGCCGCCUUUGAUCAAGUUUGGGAGUCAGGCGUUGAAGGAUAGGUAUUUGUCUGAUUGUCUGAAUGGCAAGACAAGGACGUGUAUUGCUAUUACGGAACCCGACGCAGGAUCAGACGUAGCCAACAUCAAGACGGAGGCCAAGAAGAGCGCGGAUGGCAAGAAGUACAUCGUCAACGGCAACAAGAAGUGGAUCACCAAUGGUAUCUGGGCGAACUACGCGGCAAUGGCUGUACGGACCGGUGGACCUGGAGCUGCCGGGCUGUCGAUGAUGUGGGUGCCGCUGAAAGGUCAUCCCGGAGUCGAUAUGCGCCGUUUGAAGGUCAGCGGGCAGAUAUCUGCUGGAACCACAUAUAUUGAGCUUGAUGAUGUAGAGGUACCUGUGGAGAAUUUGAUUGGCGAGGAGGGGAUGGGUAUGCGGUAUAUUAUGACCAACUUCAACCACGAGCGACUCACGAUAGCCAUUUCCGGCACUCGACAAGCACGUGUCGCGCUGAGCUCGGCAUUCGCAUACUGCCUUAAGCGCGAAGCAUUCGGGAAGCCUCUUAUGGACAAUGCAGUCGUGAGACAGCGAUUGGCGAGAGCCGGGUCGUUAUUGGAAAGCCACUGGGCAUGGGUCGAACAAUUCGUGUACCAAAUGUGCAACUUGAAGAAAGAAGAAGCCGACCUUGAGCUGGGCGGCCUCACAGCAGCAGCCAAGGCGCACACCGGUGUCGUUCUCAUGGAGUGUGCUAACGCGUGCGCCCUGCUGCAUGGCGGCAACGGGUACACUCGUUCAGGGCAAGGUGAGAUCGCAGAGAGGAUGUGGAGGGAGGUCAACGGGCUGCGGGUACCAGGCGGUUCGGAGGACGUGAUGAUGGAUCUCAUGGUCAGGCAGCUGGUGAAGAAUUUCCAGCGGAAGACGAAGGAGCUCGAGAAAUCGGGAGGAUCGAGGUUGUAA
This is a messenger RNA of Saxophila tyrrhenica, 1332 nucleotides long. RefSeq lists its product as uncharacterized. Gene Ontology annotation, molecular function: acyl-CoA dehydrogenase activity; flavin adenine dinucleotide binding. Lineage: Eukaryota; Fungi; Ascomycota; Dothideomycetes; Mycosphaerellales; Extremaceae. Gene Ontology annotation, cellular component: cytoplasm. Gene Ontology annotation, biological process: fatty acid beta-oxidation using acyl-CoA dehydrogenase. The coding region runs from base 1 to 1332 and encodes 443 amino acids. The record is from RefSeq and is a predicted model, not a curated record. The transcript has 5 exons.